Molecule: messenger RNA, 4778 nt
Organism: Doryrhamphus excisus (bluestripe pipefish)
Lineage: Eukaryota; Metazoa; Chordata; Actinopteri; Syngnathiformes; Syngnathidae
Gene: lrch1
Product: leucine-rich repeats and calponin homology (CH) domain containing 1
Cellular component (GO): cytoplasm
Molecular function (GO): protein binding
Source: RefSeq, a predicted model, not a curated record
GUCGCUGUCGCUGCUUGCUAUGCAUGUUAUGCUUCUGAUGCCACUAAACAGCGAGCUUGGAGCAGACAGCUGACCGCGCGGACUACGUUGUCUGGCGGACUAAAGACAUCCACCCACACGCCGCGGAGCACCGAGGGCGAAGCACCAUGGCGACGCAAGGACCGGAGUCGGCCCGCUCUCCGCCCCUCGCUUCCCAACUCGGCUCUCCUCCGUCCGGCCAGAGCCUCAGCAACGGCCCCGCGCCACCCAACCGGGGCUUGGAACGGGCGCUGGAGGAAGCGGCAGUCAGCGGGGCGCUCAAUCUCAGUGCCCGAAAACUCAAGGAGUUCCCCCGGACGGCAGGCAACCACGACCUGAGCGACACGGUGGAGGCAGACUUGUCUAAGAACCGUCUGUCUGACGUCCCCUCGGAGGUCUGCCAUCUGGUCGCCUUGGAGAUGCUAAACCUGUAUCACAACUGCAUCAGGACCAUCCCCGACAGCAUUAUCAGCCUGCAGUCUCUCACCUACUUAAACCUCAGUCGGAACCAGCUGGCCUCGCUGCCGGCUUGCCUGUGCACGUUGCCGCUGCGGGUCCUCAACGCCAGCAACAACAAGCUAGUGAGCCUCCCUGAGAGCGUCGGACAACUGCGCCGCCUCAUGGAGCUCGACAUCAGCUGUAACGAAAUCACUACUCUUCCUCGACACUUCGGCCGUCUGCGAGCGCUACGAGAGCUCAACGUACGGCGGAAUCUCCUCUGCGUCCUUCCGGAAGACCUGGCUGACCUUCCUCUGGUCAAGUUUGACUUCUCCUGCAACAAGGUGUCGACUAUCCCGGUCUGCUACAGGAAGAUGAGGCAGCUGCAGGCCCUCCGGCUGGAGAACAACCCGUUGCAGAGCCCGCCGGCGCAGAUCUGUUUAAAGGGCAAAGUGCACAUCUUCAAGUAUCUCAGCAUGGAGGCAUGUCGCAGUGAGAAGAUGGCCGAUGCUCUCUACCUGCCCGUCAUGGAGCGCCUCAGUCUGUCACGUCCUGUCGUCGGAAGCGUGGAGGACAUGGACCAGCAGAGGAAGCAGGACAGCGACUCGGGAGUUGGCAGUGACAUCGGAGACAAGAGGCUGUCGGCAACGGAGCCGUCAGACGAAGACAGCUUGAGUCUCAACAUCCCCAUGAGUCACAUCACGGAGGAGGACGGACUGAACAAAGACGACUCCAGCGAACACAUCAGCUCUCUGACAGACCCAAACUCGGAGCCGAUCCGCCUGAUCGAGGAGAGCCCCACGGAGGUGCUGAAGGAGCAGUUGGCCUAUCGAGACUCGUCGCUCGGCAGUCGCUUCAUCAGCUACAUCAAGGGGCGGACGGCGGUGGACUUUGAUGAGCCGCUCAGGAUAGACGAGGACUCGCACUGGACAGAGCAGCGUUACAGGCCAAAGGUCACCCAUGACGGUGAGCUCCACAUCGAAAUGAUCAACCAGCUGAAAGAGGCCGUGGAGCUGCUGCAGGAUCCCAGCAGGAUGACCUCGGAGCAAGAAGACCUGUGUGGGGUCCAGCUGUACCCCGUAGAGAUGGUCACGGUGGAGGAGUCGGUCAAUGGGCAGGAUAGUGACGACGGCGCCACGACACCAAAGCGAUGGGACCGCUCUCCCGGUGGAAUGACCGCCGUUUCCAGCCCGCCGUUCGGACUGAAACCUCGCUCAGCCCCGCCCUCGCUGCCUUGCUCGCCCCCUCCCUCUCCCUUCCUUCUCUCGCAGGCCCCGCCCCUCCUCAGAGCUUUAUGCCGUAGCCGUGAUGACGGAGGCGUACUGGACCGCGUGUUCCUGCGGAGCCACAAAAGUCUGGAGUCCGUGGACCCUCAGUUCACCAUGAGGAGGAAGAUGGAGCAACUCCGAGAGGAACUGGAGCUGAUGGAGCAGCUUAGAGAUAGCAUCGAGAGCCGUCUGAAGGUGGUUCUUCCGGAUGACUUGGGCUCCUCGCUGAUGGACGGCGUCGUGCUCUGCCACCUGGCCAAUCACAUCCGGCCGCGUUCUGUGGCCAGCAUCCACGUUCCGUCGCCCGCGGUGCCCAAACUCAGCAUGGCCAAGUGUCGCAGGAACGUGGAGAACUUCCUGGAUGCCUGCAGGAAGAUCGGUGUGCCGGAGUCUUCGCUCUGCUCCCCCUAUGACAUCACCCAGCGCCGCCUGCCUCCGGUGUGCGCCACCGUUGCGACGCUGGUGGGCUUGGACGCCGUCGCGGCGGACGGAAAACGGGAGGAGGGGAUCGCGACUCCGGGUCCCGCCCUCUUCCCACCAGAAGCCCGCCGCUCAUUGGUCUCUGUGACCACUCAGACCCCGCCCCCGACCUGGCAGCCGUGGGACCUCAUUGGCUCCAGCCUGGUUCACGUCCUCUGUCUAUUGCUGCUGUUGGUCGUCUACGUUUGGAGCGAGCUGACGUAACCAUGACGACAGCUUCCCAACGGCCCCUCCCAUUUUUGUACACAGGCUCGUGUGAUUGAACUAGAGCGCCUACACGGUUAUUUCCUUGUAAUUUGGGGGAUCAAACAUGCGUCAAACAACAUGUGAGGUCCGUGCUUACAAACGUAUUUCUCUGCACGUUAAGAGGAGAGUUUCGCACAAGCUGCCUCGUCGCCCUUAGAAGGAGGCGGAGACUUAAAGUGCCUCAACUUGUGCACCUUUACAACAAUUAUACAAUUAUGUUCAUCCUUAUGAUGAAAUAGGAACCAUCGCGCACAAGGGGUAAUAUUUUUUUACAUUUUCCAGCUAGCUUUUUUUUAAUGUUUGAGUAUGUAAUUAUUUUAGUACUUUAAGCAAGUAGUUCCAGUGACGUUGUUAUUUUUGUUCCUAGCAUCUGAUGUUAGCAUCAGAUCUUAGCUUGGUUCUACUAAUAACACUUCUGUGACUUUAAGAGUAGAUAUAAUUCAGUGUUUUGUUUUUACACAUCAUUUCCAUUUUGAACUUUUGGCCCACAAAGUGAAGAAUCUUACCGCCAUGUCUUAACAGCACAACAUUUGGUGUGCUAGCUAACUCGCUAGCGUAAGAAGGGAAUCCAACCCAAUAUGGCCGCCAGGGGAGUGGGUGGGUGAAAAGAAGCCAUAUUCCAAGCGUAUUCCUUCAUCUUUUACGUCACAACAAUGUGAACUUUGUCCUUGAAAACUUGAACUUUGAAUUGCCGGAAUAAGAAUCUAGUCUUGUUAAGUGGUUUAAGCUAAUUUACAAUACGACUGUUUAUUAAGUUUGUUUUACGAAUGUAUAAGAUGUCAGAGUACAAUAGUUAUAUCAUAGUUAGCGAUUUAAGCUAUUGUCUUAAUUUAGUCUUGCUGUGAUUCUCAUGUGUAUGAUGGCAAGAAACAUUUUCUUCUUAGGAGACUAGAUGAUACGCUAGCUGUGCGCUAGCUAAUGUGACGCUUGUCAAGGCUCUUUUGGAGAUGGCGCUAUUAAAGACAAAAGACUUUCAGGGACGUUCUGCCGUGUGCCGUUUUAAAAGCUCUGAAGACAAACAUUAACACGCAAUAAGAGUUCAUUUCAUGUCCGAUUCUGAUUUUUUUUGGUUCAAAUCCAAUUGUUUAUGUGGUUGUUUGCAUUACCAAAAAAAAAUGUGAGUUGUUAUAUCUACAGCACAGGCCUAUUUUCAUGACUGUUUAUAUUGUAGAUUGGUAAUGGUAAUGGUAAUGGUAAUGGUAAUGGUAAUGGUUUGAUUUCAUUUGAACAUGCAUCAGAUUACAAUUGAAUGCAUCCCAUAAUCAGUUCCCAGUUCCACGUGUCCAAAAGGAGUAGGAAGAAGCAAAGCUUAUUAAAUCCUACCCCUCCAUCUGGUACUUUUACAAUCAGUAACUGUUACAUUUGUUCACUUCCUGCUUUCCGAAUAUAGUUUAAGUUUGUUUGUUUUGUUUUGUUUUUUUGUCACGUUCCGAAGUACGAGGUGAUAUGACCAUACAAUAACAUUAUGGGUACCAUGGUAACUGUCAAUAUAGGGAUAUGUAUAGCGCAUGACUCUCACAGUGAUUCUCACAACUAUGAAUGGAAACGUGGAAUUACGUACUUAACAAAAAAGUAAACCUGAAUUUAUUUUUUUCUUAAUUUUUUUUUGCUAGCACUGCAAACCUUCACUGGUCUCUCAAUGAGCAAUUAGAAUAUACACACAAAGUUUAAAAAUGGCUUUAAUUUACAUUUUACACGACGAGUGGUUAGCACACAGGCCUCACAGCCAGGAGACCCGAGUUCAAUUCCACUCUCGGCCAUCUCUGUGUGGAGUUUGCAUGUUGGCACGUGGGUUUUCUCCGGGUACUCUGGUUUCCUCCCACAUUCCAAAAACAUGCUAGGUUAAUUGGCCACUCCAACUAAAUGAAUGUGAGUGUGAAUGGUUGUUUGUCUGUAUGAAUGAGGUUCAAUGCAAAAAGAAGACCACAGAGCGAGGGCAACGAUAGGGAUAGUCCCGCCCUUGAACUGACUCUCCAGCCAAUCAAAAAAUUAAAGCAUUAGCAACUGAACGGACUGAUUUGAGGGUAUUUUAGGGCUUGUUCAUUCUGUGAAAAGAACCAGUUCUUUUGACCCGUUCGUUCAUGACCGACACACCACUACUGCUUAAGAUCCAACAGUCCCAACAUUUUUCCAAUUUUUCCAUCGGUCUUAAAAUUUAGAUGGGAACGUGUGCGGGCACCCUUGAGUGACAUCAUAUCCUGUUGAUAAUACCUUUAUAAUGAUCAUUUAUAGAUCAUUUAUACCUCCUGGGCACUGAGGGACACCAUACAGUAAUAAAUACUAAUAAUGAAAGUAAUGAUUAUUAGUCUGUGCCCCCCCCCUCGUGUU